Molecule: messenger RNA, 231 nt
Organism: Chanos chanos (milkfish)
Lineage: Eukaryota; Metazoa; Chordata; Actinopteri; Gonorynchiformes; Chanidae
Gene: cks2
Product: CDC28 protein kinase regulatory subunit 2
Exons: 3
Coding region: 1-231 (76 amino acids)
Molecular function (GO): cyclin-dependent protein serine/threonine kinase regulator activity
Source: RefSeq, a predicted model, not a curated record
AUGUCGAAGAAACAAAUAUACUACUCUGAGAAGUACACGGACGAAGAGUUUGAGUACCGGCAUGUUAUGCUACCGAAGCAGUUGUCCAAGCUGGUCCCGUCUACCCACCUGAUGUCAGAGGAGGAGUGGAGGGGUCUUGGCGUGCAGCAGAGCCAGGGCUGGAUCCACUACAUGAUCCACAAACCAGAGCCUCACAUAUUGCUGUUUCGGAGACCUCUUCCGAAGGAGUGA